GUGACUCCCCCUCCCACUUCCUGUAAACAAAGCAAACGUCAGUGCUGUUUUCGCUCGCCCUGUGUUUGUGCUGUGUUCAGAGAAGGAACUUCGGUUCUGGACGAUGGCUCAAUCCGGUUUGGUUCUGGACAAGGACCAGUUCAACUGCUCGAUAUGUCUGGACGUGCUGAAGGAGCCUGUGACCAUUCCCUGCGGACACAGCUACUGCUUGGUCUGCAUCCAAAACUACUGGGACCAGGACGACUAUCUGGGGAGCUAUGUCUGCCCGCAGUGCCGUCACACCUCCAGCCCGCGGCCGGUGCUGGCCAGGAACACCAUGCUGGCCGACGUGGUGGAGAAAUUCAAGAAGAACGGUCUCCAAGAGGCCACGACGGACUCGAACCAAAGUUUCGCCGAGGCAGGCGACGUGCAGUGCGACGUGUGCACCGGGAGGAAAAACAAGGCUGUCAAGUCGUGUCUGGUGUGUUUGGCCUCGUACUGUGACGUUCACGUCCAGCCCCACUACGAGUCUGUCGCCUUCAAGAAACACAGGCUGGUGUCUGCGUCCAAGAAGCUGCAGGAGACGAUCUGUCCGCGACACGACAAGCUGCUGGAGGUUUUCUGCCGCACUGACGGUCAGUGCAUCUGUUACCUGUGUCUGACAGACGAACAUAAAGGACACGACACGGUGCUGGCUGAGCAGGAGAUACAGUACAAGCAGACGCAGCUCAGUGACAUGAAGAAAAACUCCCUGCUGCAGAUUCAGCUCAGAGAAAAGGAUGCUCAGGAGCUGAGACAUGCCAUUUUCUCUCUCACUCGCUACGCUCGGACGGUAGCCGAUGAAAGCGACGCCGUCUUCACGGAACAGAUUCGGUCAAUGGAGCUGAAGCGCUUUGAAGUGAGAGAGCUGAUCAAAGCCCAGGAGAAGAUGGCCGUCAGCCAGGCUGAGCAGCUGCUGGGCAAGAUCCAGAGGGAGAUAGCGGAGCUGAAGAAGAGCGAGGCUGAACUGGACAAAUUGUCCCAGGCUGAGGACCACAUCCAUUUCCUUCAGGGCUGUCAGUCUCUCCAUGCUCCACCUGUGCUGUCAGCUUUGCCUCCAGUCACCGUUGACCCCAACCUGACCUUUGGCCCAGUGAUAACGGCUGUGUCAGAUUUUAAAGGAUUAUUGCAAGAUGUCUGCCAGGAAGGAUUGGUCAGCAUCUAUGAAAGAGUGAAGGACGUAGUGAUCGUAGGUUCUCCUCAUCAUGUGACACAAGGAGACACUACGCAGUCUGGGGAUAUUAGUUCAGUCGCUGAAACAGAAGCAGCACCAGUGAUUCCUUCUCCUGGACUAGACUCCGCUCCAGUUAAUCCUCUCAACCCAUUCCUCCCACCAGGACCUGUCGCUCCCAUGUUUUCCUUCACACCUUUUGCAGACGGAGGGAAGGCAGGCUUUGACCAAAGCCGUGGGCAUAGGAUCAAGAGAGCAUGUGGAGGCCUUCGCCUUGGAGACGCUGCUGGUGGACAGACUCAACCUUACACUGACGUGUUUCUGUCGCUUCAGGACGCUGUAACUAAACGUUUUCACUUGUGUCUGUUCAGGAGCCAAACUGUGUACGGGAUCGAGGUCGAGGCAAGUUCAGCGACGCUGUCACUCCAGGAGGAAAUAGACUUCUACUCCACGCCCAUCUUUGUCUCCUUGCAGUUUGUGUUGCGUUGGCGUGCGACAGAGAUGGCAGCGGCAACUAUUUCUGUCGAGCAGGACCAGUUCUGUUGCUCGGUGUGCCUGGAGAUUUUGAGGGACCCGGUGACGAUUCCCUGCGGACACAGUUACUGCCUGGACUGCAUCGAGGAUUACUGGAACACAGCUAAGCAGAAGAACCACUACAGCUGCCCUCAGUGCAGGCAGGUGUUCAACCCGCGACCUCUGCUGAGUAGAAACACAGUCCUGGGUGAAGUGGUGGAAAAGUUUCAGCAGAGUGAAUCCUCUCUAGUCGCAGCCCAGCCCUCACUGGCCAAACCGGAGGAGGACGACGUGAAGUGCGGUGUUUGCAAAGGGAGGAAGAGCAGAGCGGUGAAGUCCUGCCUGGUGUGUGUGGAGUCUUUCUGCGCGGCUCACCUGAGAGUGCACGAGGAACGCUUCCGCGGGAAGACGCACAGACUGAUCCCAGCGUCGGGUCGGCUGAGGGAGAAGUUGUGUCCGCACCAUGACAAACUCAUGCGGCUGUUCUGUCGCACGGACCAGCACAGUGUUUGCUCUCAGUGUGUCCGAGAGAGACACAAGGGCCAUGACGCAGUCUCUGCGGCACACGAGAGAACGACGCAACAGAAAAAACUCCAAGAGUCCUCUUUGAAGUCUGUCCUGAAAUUGAAGGAGACGGAGAAGGAGCUGAGGUACAUAAUCAGAUACAUUAAGCACGCCACAGAGGCGGCGGUGGAGGAGAGCGAGAGGAUUUUCUCCAGGCUCAUCCGCUCCUUAGAGAAGCAGAGCAGCGAGGUGACGGAGCUGAUCCGGGUCCAGGAGAGAGCAGCUGUCAGUCAGACCGAGGAGCGGCUGGAGAAGGUGCAGAGGGAGAUGGUGGAGCUGAGGAGGACCGAGACCGAGCUGGAGAAGCUCUGUCACAAUGACGAUCACAUCCACUUCCUCCAGAAGUGCAAGUCUUUGCAUUUCCCCACAAAGACGGUGGAGAUGCCCAGUGUGGACACACUUCCAUAUUUAAUGUACAAAACCAUGAGGGAAGGCCUGGCUGACGUGAAGGACAGUGUGGAUGAAAUAUUCCAAAAAGAAUUCAACAGAGUCUCCGAAAAAGUGAUUUCACUGAAGGAGAGCAGCAAUCAUGGCUCCUCUGAAAAGACCAAAGCAGUUAAAAGUGUGGACAUCCCAUACAACACGGAACCAAAGACCAGAGGCGACUUCUUACAGUAUUACAACGACAUAACCUUUGACCCGAACACAGCCAAUCCUUAUUUGUGCUUCUCCGACGGCCUGAGGGGCGUGACCACACGCUCAGAGCCACAGCCCUACCCCGAGCACCCGGACCGCUUCACCAGCUGGGCCCAGGUGCUGUGCAGAGCCGGCAUGGCCGGACGCUGUUACUGGGAGGUAGAGUGGACAGGAAACGGAGGGGCUUCCAUGGGCGUCUGCUACAAAAACAUGAGCAGGAGUGGAGGAGGCAGCGACAGCAAACUGGGGCACAACUCCAAAUCCUGGAGCCUGGACUGUUCCAACUCGCUCUCUUCAUUUCAGCACAACAAGGAGAGUGUGGGCAUCCCAGGUCCCAGCUACAGCAGGGUAGGAGUGUACCUGGACUUUAGAGGUGGAACUUUAACCUUCUAUGGCGUCUCUGACACCAUGGUGUUACUUCAUAAAGUCAAAACUACGUUCACACAGCCUUUAUACCCGGGGUUUUGGAUUGGAUUAAGUUCAAGUUUGAAGCUCAUUUCUCAUUAAACUUUGUCAAAAGCAUUUUACAGUAAACCUAACCUUGUAAAUAAGACAUUUCACUCAGAGUAAUGAAACUGAAAGAUAUGCGUGUGCUCAAAUCUUUGAUUUAUUAAACCUGGAAGUGAGGAGCAGAACUGUGGGGCUUAGAUCUUGUUGAAGGCAGCUACAUCUACACUCUGGACCUGCAGAGGAAAGAAAAACUAAGUCAACAUGUGCAUGUGAAAUUAUGCUAAUAUGAUGUAAUUUAUCAAACUGUUAUUUAAAAAUCAAAUAAAGGCUUUUAAUGUCAAA
Molecule: messenger RNA, 3694 nt
Organism: Solea solea (common sole)
Lineage: Eukaryota; Metazoa; Chordata; Actinopteri; Pleuronectiformes; Soleidae
Product: E3 ubiquitin/ISG15 ligase TRIM25-like
Exons: 15
Coding region: 104-3409 (1101 amino acids)
Molecular function (GO): zinc ion binding; protein binding
Source: RefSeq, a predicted model, not a curated record